CAUCAUCAGAAAAUUUAGUCGCAAUUCGCAACAGAUAGCAAAUCGUGUGUCAGCCAUACUACUUUUCUCGACAUGCCCACAGAACUCGAAGAGCUUGUGGGGUUCAUAGCCCAUCCAAAUCCCCAAAUCCGGCUGCUUGCUGUUGAAAAUCUUGUGCCUUACUCAACAGCGCAACCUUCGGUCUUCAAAACGGAUGAGCUUAAGCCUAUCCGCCAUCUAAAACUCUUAGUCCGAGACCAACCUAAAAUAGCCGAGCAUGUCAUCACGAUCCUCAUUAACCUUUCCGCUGAUGGCGAAAUCCUCGAAAAUCUUGCAACCGACGACAAGUUCCUUGAAGUGGUCCUAGACCAUGUGACUGACCGAUCCGAGCCCAAUGCAAACCUCCUGUCGAUGCUACUCGCCAAUCUGGCAAAGUGGGAGUCACUUAAGCGAAUAUUAGACCGAAGGCAAAGCUGUCCCGACGGUCUGGGAUCGGACGAUCUGACAUUAAACCAACUCCUUGAUCUUUUUGUUAAGGGGUCUGACGGGACAUACAACAAGCAUGCCGAUUUCGACUAUCUCGCAUACUUGUUCGCAGAUCUCGCGAAGCACGCUGAGAUCCGCCAGUUCUUCAUCAAGAAGCAGGCAUAUGACGACGUCAUUCCGCUGACCAAGUUAAAAGUAUUCACGGAGCACAAGUCAGACGUACGGAGAAAAGGGGUGGCGAGCACGAUCAAGAAUGUCGCCUUCGACAUCCCCUCCCAUCCUUCGUUUUUGGCCGUGGAUGAGAUCGAUAUUUUGCCAUAUAUCCUGCUGCCCAUCGUUGGCGGGGAGCAAUACGACGAAGAGGAAACCCUGGCGAUGCUGCCAGACCUACAGCUCCUGCCGCCAGAUAAACAAAGAGAUUCGGAUCACAAUAUCAUCCAGACACAUGUCGAGACGUUGACGCUUCUGACAAGCACCAGGGAAGGCCGGGAUCUAAUGAGGGAAGUCAGUGUGUAUCCGAUUAUCCGAGAAACCCAUCUCCAGGUCGAGGACGAGGGUGUUCAGGAAGCCUGCGACCGGUUGGUGCAGGUUUUGAUGAGGGACGAAGAGGAUCCUGAGGGUGCGGCACGUGGGGAGAUUGAAGAUGACGAGGAUAGGAUAGUUGAAGUCUGAUGCAGCCACGCUGUGCAGUGUGGGCUGAGUGUUGGUUUGCCUUUCCGCGGGUGUGACGGAUUAAUGCUUGUCAGUGACAUGACAUUGGCCGAACAGCGUCUCCAUCACAGCCCACCUCGGUAUCCUCUAUGGGUAGAGGUGGAUCUAGC
Messenger RNA from Phialemonium atrogriseum, 1286 nucleotides. RefSeq names its product putative DNA-binding protein hgh1 protein. The transcript is spliced from 4 exons. The record is from RefSeq and is a predicted model, not a curated record. The coding region runs from base 73 to 1137 and encodes 354 amino acids. NCBI's taxonomy places the organism in Eukaryota, Fungi, Ascomycota, Sordariomycetes, Cephalothecales, Cephalothecaceae.